CCCCCCCAAACCAUGGCCGUGCGCCGAUGAGACUCCUUUAAGAGCCCUCUCUUUCGUUUGGCUUCUUCUUUGAACACCCUCCCACCGUAUUUGCUCGCUCUCUCGAAAUAAAAUAAAAAUAUCUCCUGGUCUAUGCAUCUCAUUGAUCCCCUACCAUUAUUGUCACCGAAGACCACUCGUCCCUCUUCAACUCUACUCCUCCGGCCCACCGUCGACACCAUCACCGACGAUAAGCUCACUACACAACUUUCUGCUUCUCACAGAGAAUCCGCUUGCACAAUGUCCGCAAUGGCAAACAAGUCGCGACCGAUCCCCCGGCCUUCCACUCCGCGGCCGUCGACUCCACGACAGAAACAUCGCGUUAUGAAGCCUGCAACCGUGCAGAAGAGUCUGCCCACUCCGCGGCCCUCGCAGUCUCCUUCCCCGCACGUCUCGCGGCCAUCGACGCCGGCAAACACGGUCGCCCAGAACCGCCGUCGCACCGCACCCAAGAACGUAACGUAUACAAGCACUUGCGCUUCCAACGGCCCUCAACAGCAGUCUACGGUUAACUGGGACUGCGUCUCGUAUGUUGUCUCGGACCAGAAGAUCCAUUCCGCAUACGAGAAGCCGACCAUGGAGCCCGGUACAAACACCGUCACAUCCUAUGGUCGCAUCGUCACCACUACAACCACCACAACCGUCACCACCACCAUCGCCACCACUGAGAUCCUACAUCCGGGUGAGACUGGGUACGAGGAGUCGUUGGCGCGACAACAGGCUUUGACACUGGCUGCGCCCGAAGAGCGCCAGAUGCUCGAAAAGCGAUUCCAGGAGAGCAGGUCUUGGUCGGCGGGUACGAAUAAGGCCGGUCACGAGAUGCUGCAUCAGGAUCACCACCGCAGUGCAGAGCCCACCAAGGCUAUUUACGACAGCAUAGAUGCAUGAUUCAUGCACUCACUUCCUUGCCAUCUGAUUUUUUGUUUUGGACCACGAACAUGUGGACUCCUCCCCCUUACCCCCCUCCCCUUCUCCCCCCACCCGGGGCGGGACACAUGGCUUUCGAGGACUUGCAGGAGCCAGGUCAGUUUC
Tricharina praecox is the source of this 1071-nucleotide messenger RNA. RefSeq lists its product as uncharacterized. The transcript has 2 exons. NCBI's taxonomy places the organism in Eukaryota, Fungi, Ascomycota, Pezizomycetes, Pezizales, Pyronemataceae. The coding region runs from base 133 to 927 and encodes 264 amino acids. The record is from RefSeq and is a predicted model, not a curated record.